CACUAUAAAUAUACAGGUACCCUCCCCACCAUUCGGAGUUAGUGAUUCAGUCGGCACGGAAGACUCAGAAAGACUGGAAGACAGCUAAGCAAGGAGUAAGGAGACAAGUGUUCUGCACCCGGAACAUUAGGAAAGUGGGAUUGUUGAAAGGUUGUGAUAGAUGCCUCUGGUUUUUUAGUGAAAUUUCUCUCAUGCACAAACAAAGAAUGAAAAAACUUGUGCUUUUUUUAGGUUGAAUGGGGACCAAAGCUUUUUAAUAUACUAGCAAAGUCCCAAGAAAAGAGACCCCUCCUAUAACCUAAUGAAUUGACCAUGGCUCCCACAAUUGCUUAGACUUCAGCACCAAAGCCAGCAUGUAAAAUGCUAGCAAUUGGAUUGGGAAUUCAGAAUAGCCUUUUUUUCUCUUCACUUUCCUCCUUAGAUUUUUUGAGCUAAGAAAAGAGAUGCUUUUUAUGGGGUUUGGAUUGAUUGGUUUCUGGCACUUAUCAUUGGACAAAACUUAGCUGCGGUAACAUAUAUGCUUUUGGUGACGUUUUCCGAUUAAAAGUGGAGUUUCUUGCAUUUAUGGUUUGGAGGUUUGGUUGUUGGCCUUUAUUUUUUGUUAACGAAAACAAGGGACUAAACUGUGGUGUGUUGGCCAGAGUGUUGGAAGUUCUGAUAAGUCAAGAAGUCAUGAUUUGUUGGGUUGUUGCUGUUGUGGGGUCUCAUUCAAUGACCGACUCCUGACAUUGCUGUGAUAAAUGUGAAUUAUUGGAAUCUGAAGGUUUCCCAUGUUGAAAGGGAAGUUUUGGUGGUAAGUACACACUUGUAGGAAGAGUUAAAGAGUUAAACAUAUCACAUCAUAGGGGCAGUCCAUUGCAUAUAACAUUAAUAGGGCUUGGUGCCCUUUUUUUGUUAUUGCUAUCUAUGAAUGAAUAAAUUAUAAAAUGCCCUUAUAAAUGUUUAUGGAGGUUAGAUUUGUAGGCGAGGGAAUAAAAUUGUAGUUGUUAGUAGCUAUAUACAGGGACACAAAUUGACUAUGGUGGGAAAUUAGUACACUCUUUUCAGUUCACCGCGGCAAUAGAUAGAGGGUUUAAUGGUUAUGCAUUGUCAUAUAAAUUUUUUUACACGGUGAACUAAUCAAAAUUACACUUUGUAUGACUUUUAAGAUAGUUAUUGUAAAAGUUAACAAACUUAUUAUUUAUGGUAAUUUGUGAUUUAAUGACUGUGUAAAAUUGUUUUACUCUAUCAGUGCAUGACUAUUAAACUCAGAUAAAUAAAUGGCUCACCCUUAAUGGUGGGGACUUCUUGAUAUCAGCAUGAGAAAUCUUGCAACACUAAAAUACAGCCACUCAUCUGUCUGUAAAGUUAUGGACGGAAUUUGCAGAACACUGUGGAGUCCACGGAUUUGUUGGAUUUGUGUAAUUAGCCUCUUUGUUUCAGUUACUGUAAACAAGAUAAUUCCCCUAGGGGCAUCUCAGGUAUUCCUGGUGCUUUUUCCUUCUGGCAGACACUAUUCCAGUAUCUGUGAUUUCUUCGACUUGUUUAAUCUCUCUGAUAGGAUCUUGCAUGAUUUUGCUUUGCUUUUGGAGAAACUAAAGCAGUUAACAUUUAACAUUUUUAUUGUAGUUUGCAGAUCAAGGUGACCUUUUGUAUAUGAAUUUCUAAGGUCUUGUCAUGGAGUGGAAUGCAAAAUCUCUCGGGCAAUGGGACUGGGAGCACUUAUUCUUCUUCAAUGCAAAAGCCACUGAAAAUCCCAGAUUACAACCUAACAAUUGUAGCGAAGCAGAUCAAGAAAUCAAUGUUGGGGCGUUGUAUCCAUCAGGUGGUAGUGCUUGUUCUGGCUCUGAGCUAAUACAUGCUUCCUCAUCAAGGAGCUCAAAAUCAGCUUCCAACAAUUCGUCAUCAAACGGCGAUAGCAAGGCAUCUAUAUUGACUCUGGAAGGUUCUCAGGAUGAUUCCACUGGGAAGAAAGAAUUGUGCAAUGGAGAGCCAGUUGAAACUUCUCCAGCAGCAGUGCCGUCUCCUGUCUCUGGUGAACCAUUGCUCACUCUAAAGCUCGGCAAACGAUUAUACUUUGAGGAUGUUUGUGCAGGAAGUGAUCCCAAGAAACCAUCUUCCUUUGAUGUUCCCAUUUCAUCAGGAAAGAAGUAUAAAACCAGUAGUCAGAAUUUGCAGCAUCCAAGCUGCCAGGUGGAAGGAUGUGGCCUUGACCUCUCGGUCGCUAAAGAUUACCAUCGCAAGCACAGAGUAUGUGAAACUCAUUCCAAGUCCCCAAAGGUGGUUAUAGCUGGUUUGGAACGUCGGUUUUGCCAGCAAUGUAGCAGGUUCCAUGCUCUGUCAGAGUUUGAUGACAAAAAAAGAAGUUGCCGACGACGUCUUUCAGAUCACAAUGCAAGGCGCCGCAAACCUCAGCCUGAUGCAAUCCAAUUGAAUCCAUCGGCUUUGUCUUCAUCACCCUAUGAUGGGAGGCAAAUAAUGAACCCAUUUGCAUUUUCAAGGACUGCUACAAAUUUAGCAUGGCAAGACAUACACAGCAGCAAGCUCCCCCAGACAAAAGAUUUUCUCCCAAAGCCUGCAAAAGCCUUCAACAAGAUUCCAAGUAUUGUCUCUAUGAUUUCUGAUGAUGCCAGUGGCCUUCUAACAUCCAGAGGCAUAGCAACAAAGAGUAAUGUUCCAGAAUUCUUGUGUUCAGGUAUAGAAGAUCCCAAUACUUCAUGUGAUCCAAAUGCUACACAAGAUGUUAACCGUGCUCUCUCUCUUCUGUCAACCAAUUCAUGGGGUGCAUAUGAGACUAAGUCCCUUUCCCUGGACCACUCCACUCGAACAACUGGCAUCACUCAGGCCAUAACACACUCAAUGAGCCAGCGGUUACCAUUUCCUUCAUCGGAAUAUUGGCAUGCUGAUCAGCAACAACCACCACCUCCUUCCACCAUGUGUAUUUCAUUCUCGGAUUGUGAUAACAGCAAUCGCUUUCAAGACUUUCAGCUGUUGAGUGCACCCUAUGAAUCAGGUUUUCCCUGCAACCAACUGGAGUAACAAGACUAUGAUCUCACUCAAAAGGUUUCAGCAUCAACAAGUCUGUCUCAAAUGUCUUAUGGAUAAAAUAUUCUGCCUCAAUGUUGGGGUUGGUGUCUUUAUUUUGCUUCUUUUUUGAAAUGGAUAUUAAACUGCAUGAUCACGGCGACAACUCCGUUUUCUGAAUGGUGAAAUGCCUGUUUUCUUGAAAACUCGCUCACCAAGACUUAUUUACAUUUUGUACCAGACUGCAGUCAUUGAAUAUUAACUUUAAUUUCUACUUAA
Molecule: messenger RNA, 3282 nt
Organism: Cajanus cajan (pigeon pea)
Lineage: Eukaryota; Viridiplantae; Streptophyta; Magnoliopsida; Fabales; Fabaceae
Source: RefSeq, a predicted model, not a curated record